This is a messenger RNA of Pyrus x bretschneideri (Chinese white pear), 1659 nucleotides long. Its product is annotated as integrin-linked protein kinase 1-like. Gene Ontology annotation, molecular function: ATP binding; protein binding; protein kinase activity. Lineage: Eukaryota; Viridiplantae; Streptophyta; Magnoliopsida; Rosales; Rosaceae. Bases 254 to 1453 code for a protein of 399 amino acids. The record is from RefSeq and is a predicted model, not a curated record. The transcript has 11 exons. Gene Ontology annotation, biological process: protein phosphorylation.
AAAGAUCAAAGAGGUCGUUAAGCCCGAAGCCUCCCUCAUCGGCACACCCGCCCCAUUUUCCUCCAUCAAUAAACGCCACUCGGAAAAGAUGCUAUCUGUAUACGUCCCUCUCUCUCUCUCCCCCUUUCAUCACACCCUCUUGCUCUCCCCCUGUUUGGUUCCUCAAAUUCCGCAGCUCAGGAAUAUUUGGACAUUCAGUUUCCUACUUUCUGUUUGGAUUCUUGAAUUGGUUUUCCAAUUUUGAAUCAAAUCAAUGAAGACCAUGCGCGAUAUUCUGCGUGCCGAUUCUUCGGAUGAUUUCGAUAUGCAGACGAUAGGCAAGUUCUUGAGUUUCGCUUCCAGAGGCGACAGGGUUGGAUUGAACCAGAUGUUGAUCCAGGGCAUAUCUCCUGAUGUCCAAGACUACGACAACAGGACCGCGCUCCAUCUCGCCGCGAGCGAAGGUCACACCCCCAUUGUUGAGCUUCUUGUGUGUUACAAGGCCAAUGUUAACCUCAAAGACCGAUGGAAACGGACUCCCCUGACAGAUGCGAGACUCUAUGGACAUCGAGAUAUAUGCAGGAUUCUUGAAGUAAAUGGUGGCAAUGACUUUACCAAUGAUCAACUAAUGACUGUUCGACAUGAAGAAGAUUCAAAUGAUGUAAAGUUUGACAUGUCAGAACUAAACACAGAGCAUUCAUCAACAAUUAGGCAGGGUUCAUUUGGUGAAUCUGAAAGGGUCAAAUGGCGUGGAACAUGGGUCGUUAAAACUGUUGUCAAGAGACAAAUAUGCAAUCCUGUAAAAAUGAUCCUCUCUGCUAAGGAUAACACUCUCCUGCGAGAACUUAGACAUCCCAAUAUUUUGCAAUUUCUUGGUUCAAUAGUGCAGCAGGAAGAGAUGGUUCUGAUUACUGAGUAUCUACCAAAAGGUAACCUGGAAAACAUUUUGAGGCAAAAAGCUCGACUUGAUUUGCCUACUGCUUUUCGCUACGCACUUGAUAUUGCUAGGGGAAUGAACUAUCUUCACCAACACAAGCCCUGCCCAAUAGUUCACAACCAUUUGGGUACCAGAAACUUGUUGCAGGACGAAGGUGGACACUUGAAGAUCGGCGAGUAUUGGGUUCAAAUGUUGUACGAGCCAAUUAACCCAGAUCAAAAUGGGAAAAGAAGCAAUCCCCGUAACAUCGAAAACCUAAUAGACGACACCAAGAAAGAUGUUCGUACAUUUGGUUUCAUAUUUUAUCAGAUGCUAGAAGGAAGGCACUUCAUGAACAGCACGAACUCUGACACCAAAAAUGAGGAACCUGUUGAUUUUAAGCCGAAAUUCCACUUAAGUCGAUGUACAAACAGAAUUCAUGAGUUGAUAGAGGAUUGUACAAGUAAUAAUCCUUCGGAAAUACCCUCAUUUGGUUCUGUCAUCGAGAUUCUGGAAGAGGAAUCGUCAUCUUUUGGGAGAGCUGUAUGCCCUUGUUGAGUGCAGUUUCACAACUGAGAUGGACAAGAAAAUCACUGAAUAAAUACAAACAUAUUUAUGUAAAAUCUGUGAAGUGAAGAUGUUCCUUAGACUAUUUUAAAUAAAUAAAUAGUCUGUAUAAUGCAAAACGUAGAACUGAUUUCAUCGACAAGCUUAUGUAAUUUGGAUUUACAGACAAGCUUAUGUAAUUUGGAUUUACAAGACUU